Pseudophryne corroboree (corroboree frog) is the source of this 5337-nucleotide messenger RNA. RefSeq names its product CRACD like (gene CRACDL). The coding region runs from base 347 to 3052 and encodes 901 amino acids. NCBI's taxonomy places the organism in Eukaryota, Metazoa, Chordata, Amphibia, Anura, Myobatrachidae. The transcript has 11 exons. The record is from RefSeq and is a predicted model, not a curated record.
GGGCUGGGGCUCAGGCGGCAGGUGUAUGCAGCAGUUCCACUAUUUCCCCAGCAGGGAGGGAGCGAGUGCUCCUGGCAAUAGCCAACUCCGUGUAGCCUGCCUGCAGUGUCUCUCAUGUAGAGCCUGACCCCGCCCAGCGCCGGACUCUGAGCCCCAGCUGCUGCUCUCCCCGGUGCUGCCUAGUGUACACACAGUCCCUGCCGGACAGGGAGCCUCUUCCAUACAGCCGCUGCAAUGAGCUCGCCGCCUGGGCACUGACAUCCCGGAUCUCCGCUCUCGUAGGUUACCUGUGCCUGCCCUGCCGCCUGCUCAGGAACCAGGUCAUUUGGUUUGGACAUAACGAGAAAUGGAUUCCAAAGUGAGAGAAGGGGAUAGCCUUGUAGAUGAUCAUUCAGCAAAAAAAAAAUUUAAGUUUAAAUCUUUCAAAAAAUUAUUUGGAAUAAAGAAGAGGAAAGAGACACUGGCACCAUUGAGUAGUAGUGGGCUGAAGCAGAGCCAGUCUGCAAGCGAUGUCACCAUCCCUGAGUCCAUGCGUGCGGAUUAUGACUCUGAAGAUGACAUUGAGGCCGCUGUGCUGGGGAGCAGAGCUGUUUCACACGACAGCAUCUUUAUUCCGGAGAUUGUGCAAGAGGCUGCCCGACCUGUACGUGUCUUCUCACAGGAGAAUGUGUCCGACCACAUUAAGGCCUUGCAGUUAAAACUCCAGUCCAACAUAAGAGCUGGACCACCUCCAUUUGGGCUCUUCAGUAAGCGGCCUGACGAUACAGGGACCAGUUCUGAAGAUGACGGACUACCACACAGCCCUCCAGAGAUCUCUCUUAUACAUGAGGCUAUUAAAACCAGGUUAUCCGACAAACAUAGACAUCACAGUUCCCUGAGCUUAGGUGGCACAGGCAGUGAAGAUGAUGAUCAGAUCUCCUCUGAAACCUCAUCAAGACCUUUGUCUCCAGAAGAAAAUGAGUUGAGAGAUGCACAUAAAGGACUCGCUGAGAAAAAAGACAGCGCCAGCCUCUCUCCAUCAGCUGAUUUCAACACUCCUGCUCAGUUUUCUACCUUUUUGGACAAUUCUGCUGCUAGACAUAGGCUCUCGGUGAGGCCGAGAAACCAGAGGACAAGCACGUCUAGGAGGCCUUCUGCGACACUGCUGGAAGACUCACUGGACGAUUUGACCACUAUGGAAGAGGAAGAUGUUACAACAUAUACAUUAGAACAGGCAACUGUUACUUCUGUAUCAGCAGAGUCUCCUGAUAAAAUUGAUGAUCUCCGUCUACCCAGUAAUGACAGCGUAAAUGUAAUCUCUACUUCACCAUUGAACUUAGUAGAAGAUGAAGUCGUCUCUUCGGGGAACAUAGUAGCAGAUAAAUCACAAACUCUCCCGGAAGUAGUGCAAGACCAGUCGCCUGAACUGGCCGUAGCCACCAUAUUAACUAUGCAGUCUGAAAAUGUCACACGCACUACAAAUCCAGCAUCAGAUGGAAAGAUCAAUGAUCAGAAUGAAUUAAUGGGUCAGACAAGUAGGAGAAUGAUUGUUGGCUCUGCAAACAUUACUGCCAUAGACAAAGAGGUCUAUCCCAUAACACUUUCUGCUAAUAAUGAAAAACGCUUCGUUAGGGAGAACAAGGUACCAAGUGAAGUUAAUGACAAGCCAUCUAUUGCACAGGAGAUAGUAGUCCCAAUAUCAAGGACUGCUCCUCUCAGACAUUCCCAGGAGUCAUUAGUUACUAGGAGAAGACACUUUCAGAGUUCAUUAUCUGAAAAGAGCCAGCAUAUCACUGACCCACCUCUCUCUGACAAAGAAAAUAACCAGCUUGGGAAUACAGAGAAAAAAUCUGAGAAGUCACCCACAGAAGCGGGCGCACAAAGAAAGUUUUCUGUAUCCUCAGCCUGGGAAAGGCCUCGGACUGGCAGCUUUUCAUUAAAAGCAAAUGCUGAGGGUGAUGCUCUGAAAAACAUUAAGUUGUCUGUCCUGAAACCAGGUAUGUCUAAAAAGGAGACAUGGAAAGAGGAAUCCAAAACUGCUACCACUCAUACUGAAAAUCAACCCACAGGUAGGAAAAAGGAGACCUUGGCUGACCCUGAGAGUAUGCCUACUGUAGACAAGGCAGUCUUUAGUAACGUUACACCGUUCCAGAGUGCCGUGCCAGCUACCACUGAUUUAUCUGUGGUUACUGACUUACAAACAGAUACUGAAGACAAGAACCCUUUUUUUGUAAAGCUAAGAUCCACAUCCAUGUCGUUACGAUACAGGGAUGGCAUAAACCCAACAACAAGCACAGUGAAGAGACACAGUGCAGAGUUUAAACAGGAAAAAGCAGGGUAUUUGCCAUUCUCCAAGGAUGAAUUAAAUGAAGCGGGGCACACUGAGCACAGUUCAAAAAUGGAGAAAAGUAAAUGUAAAAUAGAUGUAAGUGAAGUGUCACAGUCAAGACCAUCAGUGGCCAAAAAGCCUGUGUUGCAAAAUAUUACAGUUGCUGAUAAUAACACAAAUAAAGAAGCAGCCGAGUGUGGAUCCAGUCAGGAGACAAAAUUAAAAUCUCCUGAGGCCAAUAUUGAAAAGAAGAUUCCUGAGAGAAGACCCAGUUUGCAUAAAACCAUUGCAGAGAAAAGCACUCCUCCUGUAGUGACAGCAGAGUCUAUUAAAGGAGCUGAGAGCAAAGCACAGCCUGCCUGGAGGUCCAUGGCACUGCAGAAACAGCGAAGCCUGAGGGAAGAGCAUCCCAUCUAUGCACAGAAACUUGGAAGCCAGGAGCCAGAAAAACAAAGCAAAGACAGGAUUGAGGUUCCUCGGAAGCAGCAGGCUGACCUAAUCCAGAACAAAACAGCAAACACAGCUGUUGCAGCUUCUCCUGAUACCAAACCCACAGAGCAGAGACAAAGAGCAAACACACUGCCACAUCCUGCCCAUGCUCCACAGUUGUUCUUGAUGACAGAAAAAGAAGAGAAGACGCCACAGAAACGUCAAACUCUUUCAGUCUCUGAGGAGCCAUCUUGGAUGGAACUGGCCAAGAAGAAAUCCCAGGCGUGGAGCGACAUGCCUCAGAUCAUUAAAUAAGAGAAUAAAAUGUUCCUGUUACUCAUUUAUACUUUCACACUUGACUAGGCUCGAGGCCUUAUACAAGCACAAAAAAAAAAAACUAUUGAACAUAUAGAGACAGAAACCUCCAGACAUUUUACAGAAUCUGUUCUGUUAUUAAAGGAUAAAAUGAUUAUAAAAUUAAUUUUAGCAUACUAGCCUCUAAAUGUGUAUUAGUUUUUGAAAAUACAUGUUAGAAAGUGAAAUCCCUACACACUGAGCUACUGAUUCAAAUGGGUGUGAUAUUGUAUACCGGUGCUUGGUAUGCCAGCGGUCAUAAGACCAACACCACCAUCCCGAAGCUCAUUAUCCCGAUUAUACCUAGCCACUCCUCCGCACAGCCUAACCGCUCCUCCCUGCAGCCUAACCUUAACUGCGCCUCCCUGCAGCCUAACCAUAAACCUCCCCCCUCCCUGCAGCCUAACCCUUCCUUCCCCACAGCCUAACCCUCCCCGCAGCCUAAACCUAUCUCCCCCCGCCCCUCCCCCCCCCUCCCCGCUUGGAAUGUCGGGUGGGUCGGGAUUCCGCUGGGAUGUUGCACGCUGGCAUCCUGACAGCAUCCCGAUUCAAAUGCUGUAAGUAUUGACCCAAAUGUUGUUUUUUUUCUGUUUUGAUUUUUGCUUCUUUUUAUCUUUUAGUUGGUAUUUGUGUUUGAACUUUUGUGGCUUAAGAAUUACUUGUUUCUGUUUUCUCUGCCAUAUAUUAUGACCGAACCAGCUGCUGAAAUAUAGAUAAAUGCAAAAUAAUGAAUGCCGGAAUUGUCUAUGUUCUAAUAUAACACUUGUGGUCAACAUACAAUCCCCUUGUAUUUCAGACAGCCAUUUUGUGAACAAAAUCAAUAUUUAUGAAAAUGCCUAUUCACUUGGAACCAUAGACUUUAUUGAGCUUCUCAUUGUUGUCCCCAGUUCAUAGGUGUAAAGUAAAAUUGUAUGGUCUGUACACCUUUUAUACACUUUAGUAUGCAACAAUUUACUAAAUUAAUAAACAGUGUACAAUACCAUUGGAUUUUACUGUGGAUUACACAAGACCGUAGUCUCUUACGUUUUUUUAAUCCCAGGUCAUUAUGAACUACAGGUGUGUGAUCUAAACAGAUUUUGUAAUAGGUACCUACAUAUUGCUAGGCUUAAUUUUUAUGAUCAUUAUUUUAGCCAACAAAAUGUUUGCCAUUACUGCACACAUACAGUAGAACACUAUAAGAUUUCUUAAAGAAUAACAAAAGAACACAUGUAGUACACACACAAAGGCCUAAAUAUGUUAAUGUACAUGUCUCUGACUAUCUUUGUAAAGUAAUAUUUAUAGGAGAGAAUAAUUCCAGAACCUCUCGAUUUUUUUAAUUAGAUUUUAUAUUGCCCAAAGCAGUUUCCCAAAUUCUGCCAUUACAGUCCAUGUUUUAAAGAUGUCCAGAUGUUUAAAUCAAAUUGACUGAGGUACUAAUUAAGUCACCUGUGCUCAAGCAUGGAUAUCCAUAAAACGGGUAUGGGUCGUUGGGUCGACUCAACUUAGGUCGACAGUCAUUAGGUCAACAUGCAUUAGUUCGACUGGGGAAAUAGGUCGACAUGGUCAUUAGGUCGACAUGGGUUUUUGGACUUUUUUUGGUGUCGUUUUCUUUGUAAAGGGACUGGGAACCCCAAUUAGUGCACCGUGUUCGCUCGCCAUGCUGCGGGCAAGGUGCCUCGCUCCACUAACACUGCGCUCGGCACAGGUUACCAUUCCCAAUUGUAGUCCACGUGGAUCGUCAAGUAUGAAAAAAGUGAAACAUUUUUUAAAAGCUCAUGUUGACCUAGUACAUGUCGACCUAAUGACCAUGUUGACCUUCAGUGGUCGACCUAAUGACUGUCAACCUAAGUUGUGUCAACGUAAUGACCGUAUCCCUAUAAAACCUGGACUGUAAUGGUGGAGUUUGGGAAACUAUGGCCCAAAGUAUCUGUGCUAUGUUUAAAAAGUAUAUUCUAAAAUGUUAUACCAAAUUAGAGGAUCAGUGUAUUUAGAUUACAGUAUAAUGACUGAACAUAGCCUAUAACCUAGUUGCCUUCUGGGACAUUGAUAUUGGGUACAUCAAUUGUGCAUAGUUUAAUUAGAUAUGUAUUACAUUUAGAUUUGGAUCAAAUUGGAUUUUUUUUAGCAACAGUGCAUAUAUAAUAUUUUAGCUUGUAUAAAAUUCCAAUGUAAAUUAUUUUUAAAAAAGUCAUUUUUUUCAGUAUGAUUUUUGUAGAUAUAUUUGUUAUAAUAGCCAGCCAGGAUUUGUGUAUUGAUCAACUUUUUUU